AAGUUAAUAACUACCACAAGUAACAUAGACUGCACCAAAGGUUUAUAUAGGCAUUUAUAUUGGAUAACAUAAUAAGGUGUUAGGCGUUUACUCUUCAGCAUAUUUCUACAUUUAUUGCUACAAAAGAAUGGACUUCAAGAUAUUAGUUCUGCUUCUAGCGUCUACCACAAGAUGUGUCUGUGUGUUCAUAACCAAUCCUACCAGCAACGCUACACACACACAUCGCCUUUACACAGAACUGUUCGUUAAUCAGGGCUACAACUCUAAGAUUCCACCAUUCCCAUCUGAUCAAUCCUUUUUUGAUGUACACAUAACUUUCGCGCUUGAAACGAUAAUUGACUUCGAUCAGAUAACAGAAACAUUGAAGACAGCAUCUUAUAUGGCCAUAAAAUGGAACGAUACAUACUUACAAUGGAACGGAACUGAAUACAACGACUCAUAUUUGGAACACUGGCCUCAGAAUGAUGUUUGGAAGCCAGAUAUAGUUGUAGUCAAUUCAGUUAGAUCAUAUGAAAGUCUUGGACAUGAAACUUUAAUGAUAGACAAUUUUAAUGAAGGUUUGAUUAAGUGGUACCCUCUUGACAAGUUUGAAACGUCGUGUGAUAUAGACAUGACUUAUUACCCAUAUGAUGUACAAACUUGUGAAAUACAGUUUAUGUCUUGGAGCUACACUGAAAUUAAACUAACUGCAGAUCCAGAUCAUGUGUUGUUGAGCUAUUACGAUACCAAUCCUUUAUGGGAAAUCUUAGAAACAAGUGUAAAACAUUCAGAUAGAGCUGGCGUGGAUGUCCUAAUUUAUGAAAUAAAGUUGCAGCGGAAACCCCAGCACGCCCUGAUGACAUUAUUUCUUCCUGUUUUGUUGCUAACCAUUUUAGGACUUUUUGUGUUUGCUAUACCUAACGGGGGUGAUAGAUCAGGAUACGCGGUUACAGUUUUCCUUGCUUUCUCCGUCUAUUUAACUCUUGUAGAUUCUGUUAUGCCGCCCAAUUCCCAGAAGAUACCUCUCUUUUCGAUAUAUUUAGUAGUUCAAACUGCCCAGUCAACAAUCAUCACAAUUCUAUCUGUACUUUUAACGAAAGCGGAAUUUAUGGACAAGGACUCCACUGUACCACGUUGUCUUGUGUUUCUCGUUAGAAUUAGCACAAUGUGCUGUAGGAAAAAGUUUAAAUCUUGCAAUGUCGAUACAAAUGAAAGCACUGAAACAGAAGCAACUUCGGAUGACAAGAGCGAUAAGAAUAAGGAGACCAAAAUUGUCACGGAAAAACCACCUUGUACUUGGGGCAUGGUUGUCGACGCCAUUGAAAAAGUAGCUUCAGUAUUUUUUACUGUCACUUUCAUUGUAACAACCGUAGGUUUCUUUUGUAUUAUCAUUCUUGCAAACAAAUGACUGCUUCAAUUGAUGAAAACAAACUUAUUUAAAUUUCCUACAAUGAUAUUUACUACUUAAAAUGAUGUGUAAGUUUUAUCUAACAUUUGGAAGUUUGAAUAGAUCAUUCGAUGUCUAUAAAUCACAUGUUAAUCUAUAUCUUCUAGCGAGAUAGAAUUCAACACGCGUUCUCGGGAAUAUAUGUAUAUAUGUACCCCUCGAAGAAGAUAUUCAUAUUGCAUCAAUUGUUAGAUUAAAGCAGACCUCAAACUGUUGAGUUAAAACAAAAUCCAGGUUUGGAAAUUGAUAAAUUAUAUGAAUAAAAAAGUAUAGAAACUGGAAUGAUUGCUUCCUAACCAGGUGAUAUGAUAACAAAUUCUGUUAUGAAACUUUCGGCUAAUAGAAGAUUUCCUAUUAUGAUUGUCAAUAAUACGCAUAAAACUAUAAGACUAAAACGAGAUGCAGUAGUUGCUAAAUUUCAGAAGUUGAGAGCAUUAACUCGGUCACAGAGGCUCUUCAAACAACUUCUUCUCUUAACAACGACCUUGAACGUGAUAUUCAUAUACCUUCAGAGCAUUGUAAUAUUGUUAGAGACUUGAUAAGGAAAAAUAGAAAUAUUUUCGCAAAUAAAGAUUCUGAAUUAUCGCAAACAGAUACUGUAACCACGAAAAUACCAGCAGGUAAUCAUCCUCUAAUCUAAUAACGUCCAUACCGCACACCUUUCAACAAUAGAAAUUUUUUUAGCGACGCAAUUGAUGAGAUGUUAGAAGCAAAUAUUAUAAGAAGUCAUAUGUGGUUGUGGUCGAAAAACGUGAUGGUUCGAAACGGUUUUUUUAUUUUUGACAAUUAAAUAAAAUAACAAAGCCAACAUCAUUUCCUCUUCCACUAAUUGAUGAUAUUUUAACACUAUUUGGGUCGUCAAAAUAUUUCAAAACACUAGAUAUG
Ruditapes philippinarum (Manila clam) is the source of this 2311-nucleotide messenger RNA. Its product is annotated as neuronal acetylcholine receptor subunit alpha-7-like. The record is from RefSeq and is a predicted model, not a curated record. NCBI's taxonomy places the organism in Eukaryota, Metazoa, Mollusca, Bivalvia, Venerida, Veneridae. Gene Ontology annotation, molecular function: extracellular ligand-gated monoatomic ion channel activity; transmembrane signaling receptor activity; neurotransmitter receptor activity. The transcript is spliced from 6 exons. Gene Ontology annotation, biological process: regulation of membrane potential; chemical synaptic transmission; signal transduction. Bases 128 to 1387 code for a protein of 419 amino acids. Gene Ontology annotation, cellular component: membrane; neuron projection; synapse.